AUGUCAGAGUUCUCCUUACUAACCGAUGUUCUUAUAGUUGGAUCCAAUCCCAAUGUAUCAUUUUAUGCUUGGAGAUUAUAUCAGGUAAAAGCAGUUGAACUUACCAUUGUUGAUUCUCAAUUUGAUAAAACAAGGCCAAUUGUUUGGAAAUCAUCGCUGUUGGGCUCUUCCCAAUACAUCCCGCAUGAAGCAUAUUCAUCAAUUCAGGAACUUCCAAGCCAUAAGCGAUAUGAUGUCAUUAUCUUAAGUUGUAAUUCGUUGCAAGAUUUCCAAGUAACUUGCUCAGGUUUAAGCAAGAUUAUUCACGAUAAAACAAUCAUUCUUGUUGAAAGUACCGGAUACAUCAACCUUGAACCGUUUGUCACUGCUAGUUUCCCCAAAUCGGCGGCUUCAUCGUUGCUCGUUAUGUCCAUUAUGAAUGAGAGUGAUGUACGUAAAACAUCAAAAAACACCAUUGUUCAUCAAGUGAGAAACAAGGAUUCGCGUAUUUAUUUUGGUGCAACUUCAGGAGUAUUAUCGUCAAGCAAAUUGACAUCUCAUCCUAGUUAUCAGAAAAUGUAUAAGCUUUUACAAUAUGUGCAAGAAAAUAGUAACGGGGCGAUCAGUUUGCUCAAAUCAAGCAACCCAAAGGAGUUUAUGACGUAUCAAUGGAAAUUGGCAUUACCACGGAUUGUGUUUGAUCCAGUAUUGGUUUUGUUUGAAAUUGAGUAUCCCGAACUUUUAAAAACUCAAAUUUUAUCAAAGCCAUUGAUUACUGGAUUGAUUAAUGAGUUAUUCAAACUUAUCAAGAAAAUGGAUUGUAAAUUAGUUAAAGGGUUUGAAAAUGAAGCCAACUUGUUGGAAAGCUGGUCCAAGUAUUACCCAGUUAAUAAAUCAAAUGACCAUUAUGUUAAUUCACCCAGGUUGUUUUACAACUUUUACCAUAAGCUUGAUCUUGAGUUGGAUUUAUUAUUAUUACAACCAAUCUUGUUGGGUGAUGAUAAUGGAAUCAGAACGCCAUACUUGGAGAACUUGUAUUCAAUCAUGUGUCAAUUUAACAAGAUUAAUCACCAGUCUUCAAUUUUUUUCAAACGUAAACUGAAUGACGAACCGGCAUCUGAUAGAAUAGUCACAGCAAAACAAUUGGAAGAAGAAAUUGCUGCAAAUUUACAAAAGCAAAAGAGUUUAGAAAAAUCAGUCAAGGACUAUGAAGUGUCCAAGAUUAGUAUGGAUAAUGAUGUUCGUAAACAAGAUCAAUAUUUGAAAACCAUUCAACAGAAAAUUAUCGACACAGAGACCAAAUUAUCCAAUUUGCAAUUUGAGUUUGAAAAGAAAUCAAGGUUGUUGGAAUCAGAACACGAAGCUAAAUUUAGAUCGUUGAAUGAACAAUAUAAUGAAAAGUUAAGAGAUUUAGAGUCUAGUUUUGCCAAACAAAAACUUGGUCCUAAUAAUAGUCCACCAUUAUCGAUCCCAGCGCAACAACCAACACCGUCUCAGGAUGAUCCAGCAAGGCCUAAUGCUAAUGGAUAUAGAGAGUCAGUCAUGAGCCAGGAUGGAUUAGCUGAUUUUAAACAUAUCGUCCAAUAUAAUGAUGUCGCUGCUAAUGGGUCUCUCGAUACUCCAAAAUUGCAGCCACCAAUGCAACCAAGUCAAGGACAAAGUUCAGAGAACUUUGUUGAUGCAGGAAAUGGUGAGAUACCUGCUCACAUUCUUCAAAAAGAAAUGGAAUUGAAAAAUAGAGAAGAAGCAUUGAGAGCUCGUGAGGCAAGGAAUGGCUGUGUUGGAGGUUAUCCCCAACGAAAUGGAGGUUACGGCAAUCAAUAUCCACCACAGCCAGUGCCCCCAGCACAAGCACAAGCACAAGCACAAGCACAAGCACAAGCACAAUCACAGCAAUUUCAACCAAAUGGAUACGCACCUCAAUUUAACUCCCAUCAUCAACACCAAAGUCUGUACUACAACCAACCUGGUUACUUCAAUGGUCCUCCUAAUGGAUACUCUGAUCAACAACCACCACAUGGUUUGCCUAGUGGUGGAAUGCCACCAAACCAAUUUCCUCCCAACUUGAAGUCUAACGGAUCAAUGACAAAUAUGAAUGGAUUUCAACAGCAGCAACAGCAGCCAAUGCAACCCCAAUAUAGUGGUUACAACCAAGCGCCACGCCGGUUGAACUCGAUGCCGGGAGGAAUGAAUAAUUUCCAAGACUAUCAACAACAGCCACAUCAGCAGUACAAUUCCCAACAACAACCACAACAACAUUAUGGAAACUCACCCAGUUUCAAUAAUGCAGCACCAAUUGAUCCAUUCAUAGAGCAAAGAUUCAAAGCUCCUAAAAAGAACAACAACCGUCGUUCACAAAUGCCAAUGAUGGGUAACAUAGAUGGAUUAGAUAUGGGUGGCCGUGGUGGUAUGCCAUUGCCGGGAGGAAGUCGGAAAUCGAUGGUACACCAAUUCAAUGGUACAGCACUCGGCCCGCCACAACAAGCAAGAAGGUCGUCGAGUAACCCGCUUAUGCUCAACAGUCAGCCACAACAGCUGCAACAACCAUCACAGCUGCGUGCUCAAGAAAACGGCCCUUUACAAUCGAACGGAUACUUGCACCCGCCAAAUAUGAAUAGUUCCUCAUCGUCAGCAAAUACUGAUGACACACCCAAGACUGGCGGUGGCGAGAAUGAAAAUAUUAAAUUACAAGUGCCAGUGGUUUUAGAUUACAAUCAGAAUGCCAAGCCAUUGGGUGGAAUUGCUGAACUGAAUAAAGAAAAUGGCGAUAAGAAAAAGAAAAAGAAGGGGUUGUUUGGUAAAAAGUAG
Messenger RNA from Lodderomyces margitis, 2787 nucleotides. RefSeq lists its product as uncharacterized. Gene Ontology annotation, cellular component: cytoplasm. Gene Ontology annotation, molecular function: oxidoreductase activity. The record is from RefSeq and is a predicted model, not a curated record. The transcript has a single exon. The coding region runs from base 1 to 2787 and encodes 928 amino acids. NCBI's taxonomy places the organism in Eukaryota, Fungi, Ascomycota, Pichiomycetes, Serinales, Debaryomycetaceae.